AUGGGUUCAACUUCCCAGAAUGUUUUAGUAACUGACGAUGAACAUUUGCCAAAUCUGGAUGUUAAUUGGCUGAUCAGAUCAAAAAAAAUAGAUAAAGCUUGGCAACAAAGUAUAAAAAAUACUCCGAAAGAACUUCAGGAAAAAUUAACUGAUGAUAUCCCUUUACAUACAGGAAAUGUCGCAGCUAAUAUUGAUGAAGUUGGUAAUAAUGUAAACUCGGCUCCUCUUAAAGAGUGCUCAAGAAGGAGAUCAGUUUCGAUUUCGAAUUUUAAACAGAACAAAAGUGAUUCAGUUGCUGUAGUGAGUGAUGAUGAAGACUACGAUACCGAAGAAGAAGAUACAGACUCAAACAUGCCAAUUAGAAGGACAAAGUCCUUAUCGAGUGCAGAGACUAACCGUAGAAAGCAGAUCGAUGAUGAUAUGAUGUCGAAAACAAAACCUAAAAAGCCAGGUUUUUUUAAAGGUUUGUUUGGAUUAAGGAAAACUAAACCAGAGACUGACGAUGACAGAAGUCCAGCACAGAGAAGUAGAAGGUCAAGCACAAUAGAACCAAAAUCCGAUAGUAACGUGAAACCAAGUAGUAAUACAUCUUCUCGUAGUGGAAGUAGAAGACCUUCAACAGCUCCUCAAAAUUUCAAAAAAAUAUCAAAUCCAUCAAUUUCUACAGUUUCUUUGGAAGGAAAUAGCCCCAAGCUAAACACACGAAACGAAGAAAGACCAUGUUCAAUUUCACCUGAGAGAAACAGUGAAAGAGACCUUACUACGGUUGAUAUGAAACUACUCGAAUUUAUAGAUUACUAUAGGAAAAAUGGCUACAAGACCAAUUCGUUUAACAAAAAUUCUAUUAUCAAACAAAAGUCAUCGAGAAGAAAAGGUGCCACAUUCUCUGUAUCAGAGGCAUUCCAUUCAUCGGACGACGACGACUCUGAUCCAGAAAAUAAUAACUCUAAAAACAAGAAUAAUAGAGUCGAUGCAAAGGGUAGACCAUUGCCUUCACUUCCUUCAAAAUCAAAGUUUCGUCCCGCAUUGAAAGGUUAUAAAGUUGAUAAGAAGAGUCCGGAACCUUCUUCAGGUUCGAGUGAUGAUUCAAACCUAUCAGUAACCAACAAUCCUAGUUCGCCAACUAACGGCUCAUCUAGCAGAUUUGGAAAUUUUUUGAGGAAAGUUAGAACAGGAAACAUUUCAAAGACAAAUUCAGAAGAAUUAGAAUCACUUUCAGAUAAGAUUAAAAUUGAUUUAGAUGUUGUACCUGGGUUGGAUGAAUGUAAGCCACUUAAACAUGUUGCUUUUGCAACUACAACAUACUUUAAUGAUCCUCCACAACAAAUAUGUAGCAAAAAUCCUAGAAAGGGAGAAGUGGAAGUUAAAACUGAUGGAUCAAUUGUGAUACAUAGGUUGACUGCCGAAGAGAAGAAGAAGAUCCUCGAAACAACUGCUAGUGGCGUAGUCGUCGGGGGUACAGGAAACAUGAAAUUGCUUUCUAAGUUGGAUGAUGAAAUGUUUAGAAGGGCAUAUGAUAGAAGAAAUAGAACUGAAGAUAAUGAAGAAGAUAUUAAACCACCAACAGGUAACUCAAAGAACAUUACAAUUGACGGAACAGGACCAUAUACACAUAAAAGCGCUUCUAAUUUAACGAUCGACAAACCUAUGACAGUGAGGAGAUCAACAGGAGUAGCAUCUACACCUUCACUAGUCUCUCUAUUAAGAGACGACUCCUUUGACGGGGAAGUCUUUCCUCCCAAGAAUUUAAAGAUCCCAAAUGAUUUAGUCUAUACCCGUUGUUGUCACUUGCGUGAAAUUUUAUCUAUCCCAGCUACAUUAAAACAAAUUAAAAAGGGCUCAACUGAUCCUAUACCUUUAUUACAGCUCCGUAACCCUAAACCUUCUCUGGUAGAAGUAUGGUCCUUUAGUGAUUUUGUAGCAAUCAGCCCCAUAUUGUGUGUAUCUUUAGAUGGUAUUACUUUAUCAACUGAAAUGCUUAAAAUCAUUCUAAGUUCUAUUAUUAACAAACCAAAGUUUGAAAAACUUUCUCUUAGAAAUACUGUCUUGGACGAAGAAGGUUGGAAACUAUUGUGUUACUUUAUUUCCAAAGCAAGAUCUUUGGUAGCUAUUGAUUUAACGAUGGUACCCAGCAUCAAGACAAACGUUCAAAAGCCUGCAAAGUCAUCCUUAAGCAACCCCAUUAAGAGAAUGGAGUGCAGUUUGCAAAAUAGGAGCGAAAUGAAUUGGGAUUUGUUGACUGCCUCUAUUGCAGUUCAUGGUGGUCUGGAAGAAAUUGUAAUAUCAGGGGCAGAAAUGUCCUACCAACAGUUCGAGAAUUUUCUAGAUGUUGCUUGUGUUAAUACCGAAAGAUUAGGAUUAGCAUAUAACAAGUUAUCUAGUAACCAUAUGAAAAAAUUAGGGAAGUGGGUAGUUUCUUCAAAAGUUGCUGGUCUUGAUAUUGGUUAUAAUGAUUUAAACGGCAAGUUGAAGUGUUUCAAUCACUCAUUAACAGAUUGGAUAAGCAACAAGAACCAGAAAACGUCUUUCAAAUAUAUAUCGCUUAAUAGCACAAACCUAGAGGUAGAGCCUGAUGGUACAAGUGAUACAAGUGAGCCUCUACGUUUAAUUAGCACAUUAUGCUAUUGUGACACAUUAAAGUUUCUGGAUAUAUCCAACAACCCUAAGAUGUUUCCAUAUUGUACAAGGACUUUGUUAAAUUGUCUACCAAUAUUUGUCAGUUUGAUACGACUUCAUCUGGAUUUUGAGGCUUUGGAUUCAACUUCAGUGGUAAUUUUAGCUGAAGCUCUACCGUUGUGUACGAACUUGAAUUAUUUGUCAAUGUUGGGGACCAAAUUUGAUCUAGCUGCAGCAAAAGCUUUAGUGAAUGCUGUCAGAAAGAGUAAUUCUUUAAUUACUCUUGACCUAGAUACUGGUGCAUUACCCCCAAAAAUCAGUGAAAAAUUAUCCUUGUAUAUAAUGCGUAAUGUCCAAAAUGAAAUUUCAAAGAUGGAGAGCAAAUGUGUAAACACAUCCAAACCUAGCUCUGAUCAAUUUACAAACAUUCAGGAAGAGCUUUCCAGUUUAUUGAGCAACAAGGAUGUAAAUUCAAAGGCCUACAAACAAUCGGUAAGUGAAUUUAUUAUUAGAUCUAUGGCUGCUAGAGAAAAGUUAACCAAAGUUGUUCAUGAUCUUUUUGAUUUAAGGUUGCAUGGUCAAUUGAGUAGAGAAGGUAAAGAAAGUCUCAUACGUUUGUGUAUUAUUGAUUCUUGUUUCGAAAAAGGUAUUCGAUUAUUAAAAGAUAGAAGUCCAAGUACGAUAUCUAUUCCAAAGCAAAGCGAUGAAGUUUCAACUAUUGUUUCAACAGUUUUGAACCAAGAAACAAGUAGAGAUGUUCAAUCGAACGAUGAAUCAUUAGAUGGGCUUUCAGUUACGCCAGCCAAAGUUCCUGUACCUAAACAAUUCGAGCGUACGGGCCAUUCAGUUUUAUUACCAUUUGGAAGUGCUGAAGUUGAAAAUUAUUUUCCUGAUGCUCAUGAAACCGAAGACUUUACUGAAAAUAGAGAAAAGGUUGUCGAUGAGGCACACAGCCAAUCGCGUGAAGAAGGUAGUGUCUUUAAGAGAAGUGCUGAUUUCAUGAAACAGUUGGAAGAAUCUGUGGUGAAGACAGGCAUGCAAAUUAACAAAACUGCCUUAACUGACGCGGCUGAAUCAUUAGAUAGUGACCAAAUAAAAGAAUUUCUGUUAAAGAAUGAUAUUUCUACUACCGUAGAUGUUAUCGAUGAACUGCAUAAGCAAGGAUACCAUUUACAUGAUAUUUUUAAGAAAUCUGAUUCCAAGAAAACUUCAAUGGAUAAAAGUGCAAUCAUUACCAAGGAAAAGGAGUCCAAUGACCAAUCUUCAGAUAACUUUUCCGACAAAUCAGCAACAAUCACUGAAAAUAGUAACGUAUGCUUAAUUGACGACUCCAGUUUAAAUUACAAUUCGGAAGAGGAUGACGCAAUUGAUGCUGCAUAUGAUGAAGUUCUUGACAACUUAGAACGGACAAGAUCGCAUAUGUGA
Vanderwaltozyma polyspora DSM 70294 is the source of this 4041-nucleotide messenger RNA. RefSeq lists its product as uncharacterized. Lineage: Eukaryota; Fungi; Ascomycota; Saccharomycetes; Saccharomycetales; Saccharomycetaceae. The transcript has a single exon. The record is from RefSeq and is a predicted model, not a curated record. Bases 1 to 4041 code for a protein of 1346 amino acids.